This is a messenger RNA of Fraxinus pennsylvanica, 729 nucleotides long. NCBI's taxonomy places the organism in Eukaryota, Viridiplantae, Streptophyta, Magnoliopsida, Lamiales, Oleaceae. The record is from the annotation of a GenBank genome assembly.
AUGGAGAACAUUGAUUAUGAAUACAAGAAUGAUUGGGAAACCAGUAUGUUUCUCCCAUCAGAAGAACUCGACAGUUAUCUCGACGAAACACUGUUGGCAUACUACGAUUCGAGCUCUCCGGAUGGAACCUUAUCAUCAAUGGCAUCAAAGAACAUUGUAUCAGAGAGAAAUAGGAGGAAGAAACUCAAUGAAAGACUCUAUGCAUUGAGAGCAGUGGUCCCUAAGAUUUCAAAGAUGGAUAAAGCGUCGAUAAUCAAAGAUGCAAUUGAUUAUAUUCAAGAGUUGCAAGAAGAAGAGAAGAGAAUUCGAGCCGAAUUAUCAGAGCUCGAAUCUGGUGGAUCAUCGAGUAGUACAAUUUUCGACUUCGAUCAAGAGGCUACAACUUUUUAUUCAAAACCAAAGAGAUCAAGAAUUGAUCAAUGCUAUGAUUCUGCAGGAUCAAGAUCAUGCCCUAUUGAAGUUCUUGAGUUGAAGGUAUCCAAUAUGGGAGAAAAGACAGUUGUGGUUAGCCUCACAUGUUGUAAAAGAACAGACACAAUGGUAAAGCUUUGUGAGAUCUUUGACUCUUUGAAGCUCAAAAUCAUUACUGCCAAUAUCACUACUUUUUCUGAAAGGCUUUUGAAGACCGUAUUCAUCGAGGCUAAUGAAGAGGAAAAAGACCUUCUAAGACUAAAGAUAGAAGCAGCCAUUGCAGCUCUAAAUGAUCCAGACAGCCCAAUGAGUGCCUAA